AUGUCCACCACCGCGCGAGCUUCGGCGGCCCUCAAGGCGCGCAUCCGGAGGCCGACCAUGUUGAACAAGGUCUGCCGGGCUGAGGACAUGCUGCAGCAUUUCCCCAAUGGCGCGUACAUUGGCUGGUCUGGCUUCACCGGUGUCGGCUACCCCAAGAAAAUCCCCACGUUCCUCGCCGACCACGUCGAGCAGAACAACUUGCAGGGCAAGCUUAGGUACAGUCUCUUCGUCGGUGCCUCGUCCGGCGCCGAGACUGAGAACCGAUGGGCCGGCCUCGACAUGAUUGAGCGGAGGAGUCCCCAUCAGGUCGGAAAGGCCAUCUCCAAGGGUAUCAAUGAUGGCAGCAUCAACUUUUUCGACAAGCAUCUUUCCAUGUUCCCCGUCGACCUUGUCUACGGCUUCUACACUAGGAACAGGCCGCACAACAACAUUGACGUUGUAGUCGUUGAGGCGACCGAUAUUCUCGAGGACGGCAGCAUCGUUCCCGGUGCUUCCGUUGGUGCGACUCCCGAGCUCGUCCAGAUGGCCGAAAAGAUCAUCAUCGAGGUCAACACCUCCAUCCCCUCCUUCGAGGGUCUCCACGAUAUCACCAUGACCGACCUGCCCCCCCACCGCAAGCCCUACCUCGUCAUGGACGUCGAGGACCGCAUCGGCCGCACCUCCAUCCCCAUCGACACCGAAAAGGUCGUCGGUAUCGUCGAGUCCGACUACCCCGACGCGACCUCGCCCAACACUCCUCCCGAUGCCAAGUCCGAGGCCAUCGCCGGCCACCUCAUCGAGUUCUUCGAGCACGAAGUCGCCCGCGGCCGCCUCCCCAAGAACCUCCUCCCUCUUCAGUCCGGCAUCGGCAACGUCGCCAACGCUAUCAUCGGCGGUCUCAACAACAGCAACUUCAGCAACCUCAAGGUGUGGACCGAGGUCAUUCAGGACACCUUCCUCGACCUCUUCGACUCGGGUAAGCUCGACUUCGCCACCGCCACGUCGAUUCGCUUCUCGCCCGACGCCUUCAAGCGCUUCUACGAUAACUGGGAGAAGUACCACAACAAGCUCCUCCUCCGUAGCCAGAGCGUGUCCAACUCGCCCGAGAUCAUCCGCCGUCUCGGUGUCAUCGGCAUGAACACCCCCGUCGAGGUCGACAUCUACGCCCACGCCAACAGCACCUGCGUCAUGGGCAGCCGCAUGCUCAACGGUAUUGGUGGCUCCGCUGAUUUCCUCCGCUCCGCCAAGUACUCCAUUAUGCAUACUCCCUCGACUAGGCCCAGCAAGAACGAUCCCGAUGGUGUGAGCUGCAUCGUCCCCAUGUGCACGCACAUCGACCAGACUGAACAUGACCUCGACGUCAUCGUUACCGAGGUCGGCCUCGCUGACGUGAGGGGUCUGAGCCCCCGCGAGAGGGCCAAGGUCAUCAUCGACAAGUGCGCUCAUCCCGUCUACCAGCCCAUCCUCAAGGCGUACUAUGAGAAGGCCGAGUAUGAGUGCAUUAAGAAGGGUAUGGGCCAUGAGCCUCACCUUCUGUUCAACUCUUUCGAUUUGCAUAAGGCGCUCCAGGAGGAGGGAAGCAUGAGGAAGGUCAAGAGCUGGUAA
Molecule: messenger RNA, 1584 nt
Organism: Scedosporium apiospermum
Lineage: Eukaryota; Fungi; Ascomycota; Sordariomycetes; Microascales; Microascaceae
Product: Acetyl-CoA hydrolase
Exons: 4
Coding region: 1-1584 (527 amino acids)
Biological process (GO): acetate metabolic process
Cellular component (GO): mitochondrion
Molecular function (GO): acetyl-CoA hydrolase activity; acetate CoA-transferase activity
Source: RefSeq, a predicted model, not a curated record